Messenger RNA from Acanthopagrus latus (yellowfin seabream), 3276 nucleotides. RefSeq names its product 5'-nucleotidase, cytosolic IIIA (gene nt5c3a). The transcript has 9 exons. The coding region runs from base 317 to 1312 and encodes 331 amino acids. Lineage: Eukaryota; Metazoa; Chordata; Actinopteri; Spariformes; Sparidae. Gene Ontology annotation, molecular function: magnesium ion binding; 5'-nucleotidase activity. Gene Ontology annotation, cellular component: cytoplasm. The record is from RefSeq and is a predicted model, not a curated record.
UUCCUGUACAAACGGAAGCAUUUUAUUUUGAAAUUUAAAGUGACACUGGAAAUAAACGGGGCAGGGGGAAUUCUGAAGAGGUGGAAGAGGAGAGCUGUUUUUCUUAUCUUUUUUAAACUUCUAACAGACAGAAAGAGCUCAUGUCGGGAUAAAAGGUUCCGCCGCCAAAAAAACGAAAUUUCCGCAGAGUGAGUGUUCUCUCGCAGCAUAGACGAUCUUCGGCUGCGUGCAUGCACCAGUAGGAAGGCGCUCGCGAACAGAACAGGACGGGACUCUCCGGGCGGCGGUUGAUCUGUGGAGGAGCAGCGGACCCGCCAUGGACAGGACGGCCGUGGUGAAGGUCGGAGCGGCGGCCAGCGCCAGCGUCUGCGCCCUGUUCGGCGGCGUAGUUCUGGCCCAGUACAUCGUCGCCAAGAAGAAGCGAGCCGGGAAGAAAACCAGGAUCAUAGAGAUGAUGCCUCAGUUUGAGAAGACGACGGUCCACAUGAGGGACCCUGAGAGGGUGGAGCAGAUCAUCUGUGGCCUCAUCAAAGGAGGAGCUUCCAAACUACAGGUCAUCACAGACUUUGACAUGACGUUAAGCAAGUUUGCAGUCAACGGCAAACGCUGUCCGUCGUGUCACCAUAUUGUUGAAAACUGCAAGCUGGUGUCGGAGGACUGCAGGCAGAAGCUGCUGCAGCUGAAGAAUAAAUACUAUCCCAUCGAGAUCGACCCUCAGCUCACCAUGGAGGAGAAAUAUCCAUUCAUGGUGGAGUGGUAUUUCAAGUCUCACACACUUCUGGUGGAGCAGCGGAUAGAGAAAGACAAACUGUCAGAGGUGGUGAGGGAGUCUGACGCUGCACUCAGGGAAGGCUUUGAGCAGUUCUUCGACCGCCUGCAGCAGCACAAUGUGCCUGUCUUCAUCUUCUCCGCCGGCCUGGGCGACGUCCUGGAGGAAAUCAUCCGCCAAGCCGGAGUCUACCACCCCAACGUCAAGGUCGUCUCCAACUUCAUGGACUUCGACGACAACGGCGUCCUGAAGGGCUUCAAAGGUGAGCUGAUCCACGUGUACAACAAACACGACGGCGCCCUGCGGAACACGGAGUACUUCAAACAGCUGAAGGAGUACUGCAACAUCAUCCUGAUGGGCGACUCACUGGGGGACCUCAGCAUGGCCGACGGAGUGCCCAACGUAGAGAACAUGCUCAAGAUCGGCUUCCUCAACGACAAGGUGGAGGAGCGACUUGACAAAUAUCUGGACUCUUAUGACAUCGUCCUGGUGAAGGACGAAACUCUGGAAGUGCCCAACGCCAUCCUCCAGAAGGUUCUAUAACUCCCACCUCCUCUCCUCCCAUCAGCCCGUUCCAGCGUCGGGCCUCUCAGACUUUCUAACACCACCUUAAACCUUUUUGUCGCCGGUCCGGAGCGGUCACUAUCUAACCCCUCCACCUGCUCUGGAUCCCCCCCUGUAAAAACCUUUUUUUUAAAAGACGUUUUACAUCUCCUGAAUGAACUGUUUUUAAAGUCCACACGGCAGCAGCAGCCUGUCUCUGGUGUGUUUUUGUUCCUUUGAAUAGUUUCUGAUGUUGUUUUAUGAUAAAACGAAUAACCAAAAGUGAGAUUAAGAGGAAGCACCAGCUCUCACUCCAUCUUUAUCAUUUGCAUCUCAUUGUUAACAUUGUUAUUCAUAGAAUUAUUUUUGAUAUGGUGAUAUUUUUAAACCAUAAAACAGGCGCCCACAGACGGAGAUGGACACAGUGUUUUUGGUGGAGCUAUCCCAGCAUGCCUCAGUUUCUCUGGUCUUGUGACUUUUCUUGUUUAGAACAUGAAACUGAGCCUUUGGUGUCACAUGUCAAACAAGCUGCUUUAGAGCUUUUGCAGGUCAUGGAAGUAAUCAAGUUCAUUAAGGACCUUUUUGAAAAUGUAAUUCCUCGUUAAUAUUAAAAUUAGUUGCAAUAUAAAGACCACCGACACAGAACUAGUUGGGGGGAAGAAUUAAAAGGAUUCAGAUUGUCAGUAUGAAACUCAGGUGUUCAGAGGAAACGCACUUUAAAUUCUGUGUACGGGAGAACGGGCCUGUACAUGAACACGUGGCUGUAGUUUUUGAUUUGUGGAUGUCGGACACAUGCUUGCACAGAAAAGCCAUGUUUACAUUUGCUUUUUUUUCCUUUUUUUUUUUAAAAACCCUGUUGUGCUCAUUUGACUUCAUAUCAACUUUUAGAAGAAGAAGCAGCUCAAAGAAAUUCAGACCUGGUAUCAACUUUUGUCCUGAGCGAUCCCAUUACAAGUGGACACCUCCGACUCUGUUGUGUCAAGGUGUCAUUUUUAACACAAUGAGAGAAAAAAUUUCUUGUAUAACAUUUGCCAAAUCAACAAGAAGGCCCGAAUAUUUAAGAAUUUAUUGUUGAAACGUUUCUCAAAGUUUACAAAGUUUCUCCAAACGCAGCAAUUCUCAAAAUGAAGCAAUCUUUUAAUGGAGUCUGGGGACUUUUUCCAAAGGUGUCAGAGAAGUAGACAAUAUUGAUUACUGUUAACUGCAUUUGUAAAAUUUGACAUGUUUACCCUCGAUAACCAACUUCUUUGACAAUUUAAACGACAUCCUUUCUGCCUGUUGUUGCCCUUCUACUUCUUCUUCUUCUUCUUCUUCUUCUUCUUCUUCUUCUUCUUCUUCUUCUGCUUCUGCUUCUGCUUCUUCAAGUGGCUGUCAGGAUCUCUGUUGAUACCAGGUCUGCAUCUUCUCCCAAAUGCCCUUAAAACGUUCUGAGCUUCUCUGCCUUGUUGACUGAACAAUCAAGUGUUGUCCAUGCCAGUGUUUGAGGUUAAAGAGAUAUAAUAUAAUGAUAAUAAAUAAGAUUUUUUAUCGUCAUUAUAGGGAAUUACAAUAGUAUAAUCCCCUUGAACCAAAGUAACAGGUGAAGUGUUGCAGAGUUAUAAUAUAUCUAUAGUGUCGUCGACCGUUUCAGUGAACAGAAAGAAGCACACUGCUGCCUGUGGCUCAGUAAAACCCAGCAUAGAAACUGACUCAAGUUCAUCAUCCUUUCACUCUCCCUCUCUUGUUAAAAAUGAGCACUACCUCUAAAAUAUUCAUCCUUGUUUGUUUCGGGAGGUCAAAGCUAAUAAGUCACCGUCUCUGUUUGUUGCGACAUGUCGUGUUGAAUGUUCUCUUUGUGUUUUAAAUGUGCUGCUAUCACCUGCAUGUUGCCUUUUCUUAUUGUUAUGUUUAUGUCAAAAAGAAACUGGGAGACUAAAAAAAAAAUAUAUAUAUAUCAAUAAAACGGGGAAUAAUGUCAUACUGUA